Messenger RNA from Pseudocercospora fijiensis CIRAD86, 864 nucleotides. RefSeq lists its product as uncharacterized. The transcript has 2 exons. The record is from RefSeq and is a predicted model, not a curated record. Gene Ontology annotation, molecular function: diphthine synthase activity. Lineage: Eukaryota; Fungi; Ascomycota; Dothideomycetes; Mycosphaerellales; Mycosphaerellaceae. The coding region runs from base 1 to 864 and encodes 287 amino acids. Gene Ontology annotation, biological process: protein histidyl modification to diphthamide.
AUGCUGUACAUCAUCGGCCUGGGCCUGGCUGACGAGCGAGAUAUCUCAGUCAAAGGGCUCGAGAUUGUGCGGACAGCCGAGCGCGUGUACCUCGAAGCCUACACAGCUGUUCUGCUGGUCGACAAGGACGUUCUGGAAGCUUACUAUGGCCGCCCAAUCAUAAUUGCAGACCGGGAAAUGGUCGAGUCUCGUUCAGACGACAUUCUGGAAGGCGCACAUGAGAAAGAGAUCGCAUUCCUGGUAGUGGGUGACCCGUUCAGUGCGACGACUCACACAGACUUCGCCCUCCGCUGUCGACAGAAUGAUCCGCCCAUCCCGUACAGGACGCUGCCCAACGCGAGCAUCUUGACUGCUGUAGGUGCGACAGGAUUGAGUCUGUAUCACUUCGGCCAGACAGUGUCAAUGGUCUUCUUCACGGACGACUGGAGGCCAGACAGCUUCUACGAUCGCAUCGCGGAGAAUGCGAGACUUGGACUGCACACGCUGGUCUUGCUCGAUAUCAAGGUCAAGGAGCCAAAUUUGCAGGCUCUUGCACGAGGGAAGAUUGUAUACGAACCUCCUCGAUUUAUGACAGUUGCGCAGUGUGCGGACCAGAUGCUUGAAGUCGAAGAGAAGAGGCAAGGAGAUGUAUGCGGCAAUGAAAAGUUGGCCGUAGGUGUCGCAAGAUUGGGAAGUGAGGGUGAGCAGGUCGUAGCAGGCACACUAAAAGAGCUUGCAAGCGCGGAUCUGGGGAAGCCAUUGCACAGCCUUGUGUUGUGCGGCAAGAAGAUGCAUGAGAUGGAAUGGGAAUACAUGCGCGACUUUGCCAUAGACAAGGAGAAAUUCGACACCAUAUGGAAGAGGGACUAUUCAGGCCAUGCAUAG